Molecule: messenger RNA, 1512 nt
Organism: Adineta steineri
Lineage: Eukaryota; Metazoa; Rotifera; Eurotatoria; Adinetida; Adinetidae
Source: the annotation of a GenBank genome assembly
AUGAAUAACAAUAAUAUUGAUCUAAAAACAUUGUCUCAGACUAAAGAGGAUACUCUUACUGUGACUGAUGAACCAUCUUCGUCUCCAAAACCAAUAUCAGAUGUUCAUGAUUCAUGCUCAACUACCAAAGCAACUGAAUGCAAGCUUAAACGGAAGCUAGAUUUAGUUAUUCUUCCAUUGACCACGCUUCUCUACUUAGCUUCUUUUCUUGAUCGAGGUAAUAUGGGUAAUGCAAGAUUACAAGGUUUAGAAAGUGACUUGAUGGGUAACUCUGAUACAAAAUUUUCCAUUGCACUUACUUGUUUUUAUAUUUCAUACAUUGCCUUUAAUGUACCUGGCAAUAUUAUGGCUAAAGUACUCCAGCCUCCUACCGCAUUGGCUAUUGCUGCACUCAUCUGGGGUACUGCAUCUACUUUGCAAGCAGCAACGUUUAAUUUUCCCGAACUCAUCGUAUGUCGUCUCUUUGUUGGUAUUGGUGAGGCGGGCUUUGGUCCAACUGUACCUUUCUACUAUUCUAUUUGGUACAAGCGCGAAGAGAUUGCUAUACGCAAUGCAUUUUUUAUUGGUUGUGGUGCAUUGGCUGGUGCAUUUGGUGGACUAAUUGCUUAUGGAGUUUCAUUUGCGAAAGGUACUAGUAUCGGUGCCACUUGGCGAAUUCUAUUUCUUAUCGAAGGUCUUCCAACAAUCGUACUUGCGGUGCUCAUUUUUCUAUUGUUGCCAAAUAGACCUGAAACUAGUAAAUAUCUUACUGAAGAAGAACGUACAUUGGCAGUUACACGUCUAGCUACUAGUCAAUCAGGCGGUGCUCAUACAAAGAACUUUCAAUGGUCAGGUUUUCGACGUGCUAUUACAGAUUAUAAGAUCUAUGUGUGUGCUGUCAUCUACUUAGGUAUUAACUUAAGUCUUGCUUCUCUCUCUGGUUUCUUACCAACUAUUAUUUCAUCUCUUGGCUAUAGCAAUGCUCAAGCGCAGCUCUACAGUGUACCGCCAUAUGCUUGUGCUGCUGUUUUCAUGAUUCUUAUGUCAUUCUUCUCAGAUCGAACUGGCUGUCGUGGUUUGUUCGUUGCGAGUGCGAUGAUGGUCUCAUGUACAGGAUGGAUUAUUCUCUUGACUGUAGUUAACAAUCAACAUGCACGUUAUUUUUCAACAUUUCUCACAACUAUGGGUAGUUUUGCUGCAAUUCCACUUACGCUUAGUUGGGUCUCUAAUAAUUGUGCUAACGAAUCUCAGCGUGUCGUGGAAUUAGGCAUGCUUAAUGGUAUUGGACAAACAUUUUCCAUACUUGCUGCCUUCAUUUUUCCUACAACCGAUCAACCAUAUUGGUAUAAAGGCUUUGGAUUAAAUUUGGCUUUCAACGCUCUUUCUGCGUUGCUCGCUAUUAUUCUCUAUUUGAUUCUACGCUUCGAAAAUGCUCGACGUGAUAGAAAAGAAGGUGGUCGUUCUUCCGACUUGACAGAUGUAGAUGUCUACACGUACAAUGAUUUAGCUCCCGGUUUUCGCUACGUAGCAUAG